This is a messenger RNA of Parasteatoda tepidariorum (common house spider), 2761 nucleotides long. RefSeq lists its product as uncharacterized. Gene Ontology annotation, cellular component: nucleoplasm. Lineage: Eukaryota; Metazoa; Arthropoda; Arachnida; Araneae; Theridiidae. Gene Ontology annotation, molecular function: RNA polymerase II cis-regulatory region sequence-specific DNA binding; DNA-binding transcription repressor activity, RNA polymerase II-specific. Gene Ontology annotation, biological process: negative regulation of transcription by RNA polymerase II; regulation of immune system process; regulation of cytokine production. The record is from RefSeq and is a predicted model, not a curated record.
UGCACCUGUUAUCAAAUAUUUUUAAAUAAUACUAAAAUAUAUUUUGCAGUUUUCUUGUACCAUAAGAAUUUUUAAACAACUGAUUGUGUGGGAAUUUGUCUUUUAUUAUAACACAAUUCUGAGAUUAGUUUCCUCGUUAAUUCUGAGAAAAAAAUUAAAAAGUUGCUUGUUAAAAGUAAUCACAAAUUUUUGGAUACUAUGCUGGUUAAUGGAAGGAACUGAAAAGAAUAUAUGCAUUAUAAAGUUUAGUUCAUGCAUGUAAAAAAUGCGCAAUGAAAUAAUGAAGGAUAUUUCAUAAAACUGAAGUGUGUUUAAGACCUUAGUUUUGUCUACUUUUCUAGAAAAAGGGAGAUUUUUUCUUAUCUCAAAUUGAUUCUUGGUUAUUAAAAAAUCUGUGUGCCUUUAACAUGUCUGAUGCAACUUAUACAAACGAACUUUCUGAAAUCCAGAACACAGUUGAUACUAAAGCAAUAACUUAUUGUUAUAAUGAGAGUGUUUUUCCAAAAGAUCAUGUAACUACUCAUGAUCUCGUUCAACCCAGAAAUCUUUAUUGUUGUGAUAUAUGUAGUAAAAGUUUUUCACAUAAAGAACGUUUAAUUAGACAUAGUUUUGUACAUACUGGCGUAAAACCUUAUUCUUGUGAUGUAUGUGAUAAAAGUUUUUCUCGAAAAGAUUAUUUGGCUAAGCACUGUCUUGUUCACACUGGUAAAAAGAAAUUUACUUGUAAUAUAUGUCAUAAGAGUUUUUCGACAAAUUGUACUUUAACUGCUCACUGCCGUGUUCAUACGGGUGAAAAACCAUAUUCUUGUGUUAUAUGUAAAAAGAGUUUUGCGAAUAAACGCACUUUAACUAACCACAACCUUGUGCAUGCUGGUAAAAAAUAUUCUUGUAACAUAUGCAAUAAGAGUUUUUUAGAAGACAGUGAUUUAAAUGAACACUACAAUAUCCAUGCUGAUGAAAAACCCCUUUCUUGUACGAUUUGUAACAAGAAAUUUUCAACAGGUACUAAAUUGCUUAAACACUGUAUUGUUCAUACUAAUGAAAAACCUUAUUCUUGUACCAUAUGUAAUAAAAGUUUUGCUUUUAAGCGUAAUUUAACUAGACACUACUUCGUUCACUCUGAGGAAAAACCUUAUUCUUGUAGCGCAUGUAAUAUGAGUUUUUCUCAAAAAAGCUAUCUAACUAAGCAUAAUCGUGUCCAUUCUGGUGAAAGGCCUUAUUCUUGUAGUGUAUGUAAUAUGCGAUUUUCUCAAAAACAUUAUCUGACUAAGCAUUACCGUGUUCAUUCUGGAGAAAAGCCUUUUUCUUGUAGUGUAUGUAAUAUGUCUUUUUCUCAAAAAAGUCAUUUAAAUGUACAUAAUCUUGUUCAUUCUGGAGAAAAACCUUAUUCUUGUAGUAUAUGCAAUAUGCGUUUUACUCGAAAAACUCAUUUAAAUGCACAUAAUCGUCUUCAUACAGGGGAGAAGCCUUAUUUAUGUAGUACAUGCAACAUGUGUUUUAAUAAAAAAAGUAAUUUAAUUCGCCACAACCUUGUUCAUUCCGGUAUAAAACCUUAUUCUUGUAGUGUAUGUAAUCUGAGUUUUUCUCGCAAAAGUCAUUUAAUUGCCCAUAAUCAUGUUCAUAGCAAUGAAAAGCCAUACUCAUGUAGCAUUUGUAAUAUGAGUUUUUCUUUUAAAAGUAACUUAAACGCACAUAAUCUUGUUCACACUGGUGAAAAACGUUAUUCUUGUAGUAUAUGUAGUAUGCGUUUUACUCGAAAAAGUUAUUUAAUUAAGCAUAAUCUUGUUCAUGCUGAUGAGAACCCUGUUCUUUCAGAUUCAGUUAAACCUGAACCUUUUUAUUGCUUUUAGAUCUUUUAUGUUAAUUUCAUAAUAGUUCUUCAAAUAUAUUUAAAUAAGGUGGUGUAAAUAUGGUGAGUAAACUAAGUUAGAUGCAACUCCAAUAUGUUGCUUGGUACAACUUGAAGCUAUAUUUUUAAUCAGAAUUUUUCCAUUGAAUUUUUGAAGAGGAUAGAGGAAUGGCUGCGACGUGUCUAACGUUCGAUGGCUCACCUAUUUAUACAAUAACUUUCUAUCAACAAUUUAAAUAGUAAAUUAAAUUGAGGAAUAUCAAUUGAACCUAAAUAUAAAUAUUAUUGAUUUUAAAAAAAAGUCUUAACUCUCGAAACUCUUGUGAUUCUUCCACGGAACUCCUUUUAGGAAGCGCUUCUCAUUAACUAAUAUUUUAAUGUAAAAUGUGCACAACUUUGGAACUUUUUUUCUUCUUCUUGUCUAAGCAUUGUCGGUUUCAAAGCUGUUAAUUCAAUCACAACAGUGAUCAAGCUGUGUGGUUUCUUCGAAAAUUAUUGAACUGAUUGUUUGAUUUUGAUUACAGUAUUAUAUGGACUUCUGUAGCAACAAUAGAUUUGUCGUGGGUCUUGUCAAAGAACCACUAAAGUUUUGCCUUAAUAUAUAACUUGUAACGUCCUGGUGAUUAGCAUGAGCAAAAUCACGAAAGAAAUGAAUAUAUGUAAAUUAAAUAGUCCAUUUUAUUCUCUAUAUAUUCAGAACAGAAAUUUCUUGUUAAUUUUAAAAUUAUAUUUUUUGCUAUCAUAAAAAUUUGAAUUUGGUUGUAAAAUGCAAUAUAGAAAUUUGCAUAUUCUAGAGCAUAAAUUAAUGAUCACAACAAUUUCAACACAUUUGUAUAAAUGUUUGCCAUUAAUGAUACCAUUCCUUAUUUAUGUGCACACUGUAUGUAAACAUAAAUAAAAAAGUUAUUUGAA